GCCAGCAAACACUCGCCUAUCAUCAGUCAACGUGAAGCCAACUCCUCCUCUUCUGCUGUUACGCACAUGUAUACAGCCUACUUGGCAAAAGACAAAACAUUCACCAAACAGACUACUGUAAAGGAAAAGCGCUUCUCCAGACGCCCGGCGGGAUUUUAUAAAGCAAAGGCUGCGCGGCUGUUUUCUAUUUUUCUCUGAAUAGCAGAAGUAGUUUGAGCGACAUAAAUCAGCUGCUGUAGCAUCAACUUGGACUGUUGAGCCUGGAGGAGGGGAGGACGACUGUCAGCUUUUUGGGACAUAUCUUUUUUCUUCUUUCUGACUGUGUGAUGCGUUAGAAGCCUGCUGCCGGCUGCCAGUUGUACAGAGUUACUUAUUGUUCUGCAGAAUAAGGAAGAUAUUUGCCAAUGCCUUGCAUCUGACGAAAUCCUGAAAUAUUUUCCCGGCGAGGAGGAGGCAUCGGCGAUACCCAUGCAGCGGCGCUUCCAUAGUUGGUAUGUUUAUUCAUAGUAAAUAGAGAGGGAAAUAUAGAAAGAGCAAAUGAUAGCGAGAAAUAAAUGACAUCACACCUGAGAGAAAAUCGAUUCCAGUCAGAGAAACGAAGUCUGUGCGCUUAUUUAUGAAUUAAUCAUAGCUUAUUAAUAAUGAGAGCUGCAGAGAUUCGGAUGACGGUUUCCAUUGGCAGAUGAGACGUAGUGUGGAGAACACGUGUCCAAUUUUUCCCUCAUAUUUUUUCCUCCCUAAUCUGGAUUUCUCACUUGUCACGGCAAGAAAGGAAAACCUUUAGAAAAAGCAAAAAUUUUGAGUGGCGUUAUUGCGCAGAUUUUUGCCUCUGAUGGACAUCUUGGCUUGCAGAUCCGAAGAGAACAGUUAUAAUAUCCUCCCCUCUGCGGCAACGAUGCUUUUCCAUGGCCUCCCUGGAGGCGACGUGCACGGUGUGGUGGAAGAAAUGGACCGGAGAGGAAAGAGCGAGUCAGCAGCCAUCAGCUCAGCCAUCGAUAUGGGGGAAUCAGAGACGUCCAUGCCGUGUAUGACCGGCGAGCGCGUGGCUCUGUGCGCGGGCUGCGGCAGGAAGAUCGCGGACCGCUACUACCUGCUGGCAGUGGACAAACAGUGGCACAUGCGCUGCCUCAAGUGCUGCGAGUGCAAACUCAACCUGGAAUCUGAGCUCACCUGCUUCAGCAAGGACGGCAGCAUCUACUGCAAGGAGGACUACUACAGAAGAUUUUCGGUGCAGAGAUGCGCUCGGUGCCACCUGGGGAUCUCAGCCUCGGAGAUGGUGAUGCGGGCCCGAGACCUGGUCUACCACCUCAACUGCUUCACGUGUACCUCCUGCAGCAAGAUGCUCACCACCGGGGACCACUUUGGCAUGAAGGACAGUCUGGUGUACUGUCGGUUGCACUUUGAGACUCUCAUCCAGGGAGAAUAUCAGACACAUUUUAACCACGCGGACGUUGUCCCGCACAAAGGCCUGGGCCCGGCCAACACGCUUGGACUAUCCUACUUCAACGGCGUGGGGACAGUGCAGAAAGGCCGGCCCAGGAAGAGGAAGAGCCCUGGGCCGGGCGCCGAGCUGGCUGCUUAUAACGCAGGUAAGGAUUUACAACGACGGUAGUUAACCUAUUGACACGCGUGUUGAGCUCUAAGAAAUGCGGACAGUUCAGCAUGUCAUUCAUGUAUAUUUCGUGUUUGAUCGUGUGGUGGUACUGAUUUUAAAAUCUCAAAAACUCAAAAUCUCAAAAACAAUGAUCCAGGGUCGAAAACGUAGAAUAGAAAAAAAGAAACAAAAAAAACACCGCAGCCAUAUUGUAAAGUAAAUGUUGCUCCAUCGUUUUAUUGAACAGCCUCAGCGUGAUACCAAGUGAUUAAGAGCGACAGCUUUCCUUAAUCAAACCUUUUGAACAGUCCUAUAACGGCUCAUAGUGUGUGUGUGUAUGUGUGUGUGUGUGUGUGUGUGUGUGUGUCUCCUCUCAUAACUUUAUGAUAGCUUCAUCAUAUGGCUUUUACUCUCUGUGGUUUUAUAAAUAUUAGUUAUAGGCAGUUUAGAAUGACUUUAUCAUAACUUUACCACAAUAACGACAGACCUAGUUUUUAACCUCGCUAUGGUGUGUGUGUGUGUGUGUGUGUGUGUGUGUGUGUG
This is a messenger RNA of Anarrhichthys ocellatus (wolf-eel), 2137 nucleotides long. RefSeq names its product LIM/homeobox protein Lhx2. Gene Ontology annotation, cellular component: nucleus. The record is from RefSeq and is a predicted model, not a curated record. Gene Ontology annotation, molecular function: DNA-binding transcription factor activity, RNA polymerase II-specific; RNA polymerase II transcription regulatory region sequence-specific DNA binding. NCBI's taxonomy places the organism in Eukaryota, Metazoa, Chordata, Actinopteri, Perciformes, Anarhichadidae. Gene Ontology annotation, biological process: neuron differentiation; regulation of transcription by RNA polymerase II. Bases 833 to 1612 code for a protein of 259 amino acids. The transcript has 3 exons.